Pelobates fuscus (common spadefoot toad) is the source of this 2088-nucleotide messenger RNA. RefSeq names its product E3 ubiquitin/ISG15 ligase TRIM25-like. Bases 7 to 1638 code for a protein of 543 amino acids. Gene Ontology annotation, molecular function: zinc ion binding; protein binding. The record is from RefSeq and is a predicted model, not a curated record. NCBI's taxonomy places the organism in Eukaryota, Metazoa, Chordata, Amphibia, Anura, Pelobatidae. The transcript has 2 exons.
UCAGUGAUGGCGUCUGCUGAUCUGAGAGAUGAGCUGACCUGCUCCAUCUGCACAGACAUUUAUACCAAUCCUGUAACCCUGACAUGUGGACAUACCUUCUGCCGGCUCUGUAUCACAAGAACAUGGGACAACCAGGAGGAGAGGGAAUAUUCCUGUUCUGAAUGCAGACACAGGUUUAGGGUAAGACCUGAGCUUCAAAGAAACCUGAGAAUGUGUAACAUGGCGGAGAGUUUCCAAUCUGCUCACCCAGAGCAGGAGGAGGUUGGGAUCCUCUUUACUUUCUGUAUUCACUCUCCUGUACCUGCUGCUAAAACGUGUCUGAUGUGUGAAGCUUCUCUGUGUGAAGCCCACCUGAGGGUCCACAGCAAUUCAGCAGAACAUAUCCUAAUUGAACCCACCACUUCACUGGGGAACAGAAAAUGCUCCGUCCACAAGAAUGUCCUGGAGUAUUACUGCUCUGAGGAUGCUGCCUGUAUCUGUGUGUCCUGCUGGAUGGACGCAGAGCACAGGGGACACCAGGUAGAGACUCUGCAUGAGGCCUCUGAGAAGAAGAAGGAGAAACUAAGAAAUAUUCUGCAGAAACUGAUCUCACAGAGAGAGGAGGCUAAGAAAAAAGUCCAGAGCCUGCAGGAGCUCAGGAGAGAAGUGUCAGAAAAAGCAUCUGGGGUAACAGAGGAAGUCACUGCCCUGAUUAGUGGCAUUAAGAAACAGCUGGAAGCCCUAGAGAAGCGAGUCCUGAGUGUGAUCUCCAGGCAGGAAGUGUGGUGGAAUCUCGAGCAGGUCUCACUCCGAGUCUCAGAUCUAAUCUGGCAGCUGGAAAUAAAGAAGGAGGAUCUGUCCAGGAAGAUGGGUCACAUUGAGGAGCUGUGUAACAUGAUGGACCCAUUAACUGUCUUACAAGGACGGGAAUCAGACAGCGCUGACUAUUGUGAUACUGAGGAGGGAGAUAAUGAGGACAGAGAGAGAGAUGAUAACAAGGUCCGUGCUGUAUGGGAUCUGGAUGUGGGUCUGAUCUCAGUGACCUUAUACUCAGGAUUAGCUGGGAUUGUGACCGGAGUAAAGAGACAGCUCCAUGUACCGGCUAAUAUAUUACUGGGGGUAGAAUUAGCUUCAGACAUGUUACUGGAUGUAAACACGGCUGCUAAUAAUGUAACUGUAUCUGGUGACAUGAAAACUGUAUCCUGGUCACGUAUAAAGCAGAGUCGCCCAGAAACACCAGAGAGAUUUCAGGAUUAUCAAGUUUUAAGCUCCAGGAGUUUCUCCUCAGGGCGACAUUACUGGGAAGUGGAGAGCAGUGAAUCAGGGCAAUGGAUGGUAGGGAUGGCCUAUCGCAGUAUAGACAGGAAAGGAGGUCAGUCACUGAUUGGAUAUAAUAACAAGUCCUGGGGUUGGGGAAGGAGCUGGUGGUAUAAUAAUCAGUAUUAUGUGAGACAUGACAGUAAAGAUAUCGAGUUACCUCCUCCCCCCCCUUCCAGCCGGAGAUUCUGGAUAUCCCUGGACUACGAGGACGGGCGGCUGUCCUUUUAUGAGCUGUGUGACCCCAUCAGACACUUACACACCUUCACUGCCACCUUCACUGAGCCGCUUCAUGCUAUAUUCGGGAUAUAUGGGGGCAAUGCCUGGCUGAAAAUGUAUUGAAUGAUUUAUUAAUCUAAUUAAAGAGAUUUAACUGGAAAUCCCGGAGUGGGAAUCCGGAGCCGGUAAUACUGAUCUGGGUGUGGGCGGAGCAUCAUAACAGGGUUAGCCCCACCCACUUGAACUGAGUGUGGGUGGAGCCUGUUACUAAGCAACAGCUGCUCUGUGUGUCACUGUUUGUGAUUGUGGGUGAAUGUUACUGACAUUAAAGCAGGAUUACUCAAUACAGACAAACGUCUCUAUAAUUAAACUAUAGUCACAGCUUGUAUCCUGCAUGCUAGAGAUUGCUUUUUAAUUCAAAUCCGUGUGUGUUUUGGUUUGUCCUGUCUGAGUGUAAUGGGAGUUAUAGUUUAUUGUAUCUGAAAUGUCAGCUACAGGCAGCCUCUGGUACUGGUAGCUGUUCUGGACUUCAACUCCCAUCAUGUGUUUUACGCCUGCACUAUGUGUGCGAAU